Molecule: messenger RNA, 882 nt
Organism: Suillus clintonianus
Lineage: Eukaryota; Fungi; Basidiomycota; Agaricomycetes; Boletales; Suillaceae
Exons: 1
Coding region: 58-708 (216 amino acids)
Biological process (GO): ribosomal small subunit assembly; maturation of SSU-rRNA from tricistronic rRNA transcript (SSU-rRNA, 5.8S rRNA, LSU-rRNA); translation
Cellular component (GO): mitochondrial small ribosomal subunit; ribosome
Molecular function (GO): structural constituent of ribosome; small ribosomal subunit rRNA binding; mRNA 5'-UTR binding
Source: RefSeq, a predicted model, not a curated record
CGGUCCUCAGACACGUCUUGCAAUAAUUCCUGCGUUUGCUCAACUCAAGCAUUAGACAUGGUCUCACUCGCUCAACUGAGGCCAUCAGUGCUCAACGCUGCACGGCAAUCCCUUCAUCGUGCUCGCCUGCAUGAAAAUGCAGUUUUCUCAAGACCUGUCUCCUUCGGGACCAGUCUCGUCGAUGACAUGUGGGGAGGCGGAGACUCGGCUGCUCCUCCAUUAGAUGGGCCUCCAAUGGGCCCAAAUACAUACUACAACCCGAUGACUGCAAUGAUGCAGAGGGAACCAAAGAGGGACGUCGUGGAACGUCCAAAACCUUACCACGUUCACGUAUACACUACACACAACAAUUGCCGCGUCGUCUUCACCUAUCCGUCCGGCAAGCUCGUCAAGAAUGGAUGGUGGACGAGUGGUUCGUGCGGUUUCAAAGGAGCGAAUAAAAGCAGCUAUGAAGCAGGGUAUCAAUGCGCCGUGCGUGCUUUCAAGCGCAUCGAGGAGGAAAUAACUAGUCCGAACUUCAAAGAUGGUGGUGUGUCGCCUGUCACGCUUGCGCUGAAGUUUAAAGGGUUCGGGUGGGGGAGGGAAGCGGUACAAAAGGCGUUCAUGACUUCUGAGGGGGAUAAUAUCCGGUCGUCAGUGGUGGUAGUUGAGGACAGGACACCUAUAAAGAUUGGAGGGACAAGGGCAAAGAAAGCAAGACGACUAUAGUAUUGUGCUGUUUCCAGUUCUCAUUGUGAUGUAUCCGCUGAAUUGAUUAUCGUCAUUCGCGGCACGCGCACUCCCAAGCAGAGUUGUACAAGUCUGCUCAGAUCCGCAACCCACUGACCAUUAUUACAGGCAGGGAGUGCUUGUCGACAAGGAUCUCCACCGUAUCUAGCCAAU